UGUGGGGAGGGAGCUCUCUCGCGAGGAAGGACGCCAUUAUCGCAGCCGCUCGACAAACACCACGAGAAUUCAGCACCGCACACGGGUUGCAUGACUUGCAAAAUCACUUCUCUGGGGACCUGCUGUGGUGUUUGACUGGAUAUUGUGGCCUGGUUCUGAAUGAUGUCAGAACAGGAUUUGGCAGAUGUUGUUCAGAUUGCUGUUGAAGACUUGACUCCAGAUAACCCAGUUGUGUUGGCAAAUCAUGAAGUGACAGAUGAUGAUGUAGAGCCUGGCCUGAAACGUCAGCGUAUAGAAAUUAACUGCCAGGACCCCUCUAUUAAGUCAUUCCUCUAUUCCAUUAAUCAGACAAUAUGCCUGCGCUUGGAUAGCAUCGAGGCCAAGCUGCUGGCACUGGAAGCCACCUGUAAAUCCCUGGAAGAGAAGUUGGAUCUUGUCAUGAACAAACAGCACAGCCCCAUCCAGGUCCCCAUGGUGGCAGGUUCCCCUCUUGGAGCUACCCAGACCUGCAAUAAAGUGAGAUGUGUUGUCCCUCAGACCACAGUCAUACUCAACAACGACCGACAGAAUUCGAUCGUAGCCAAGAUGGUUGGGCAGGAGGAGCCACUGAGCAGAGCAGCGGAUUCCCUGGAAAAUAUCCUGAGCAAUGCUGUUCCUGGACGUAGACAGAACACCAUAGUGGUGAAAGUCCCAGGACACGACGACAGUCACAAUGAAGAUGGAGAGAGUGGCUCUGAGGCCAGUGACUCAGUUUCCAACAGUGGACAAUUAGGAAGCCAAAGUAUUGGGAACAAUGUCACACUAAUUACUCUCAACUCUGAAGAGGAUUACCCCAACGGGACGUGGCUGGGAGAUGAGAACAACCCCGAGAUGCGGGUGCGGUGCCCCAUCACCCCUGCUGACAUGCUGCACAUCAGCACAAACUGCCGCACGGCUGAGAAGAUGGCCCUGACACUGCUGGAUUACCUCUUCCAUCGGGAAAUCCAGGCCAUCUCCAACCUCUCAGGCCAGGGGAAGCACGGGAAGAAGCAGCUGGAUCCUCUCAUGAUUUACGGAAUUCGCUGUCACCUGUUCUAUAAGUUUGGAAUCUCAGAAUCUGAUUGGUACCGAAUCAAGCAAAGCAUCGACUCCAAGUGCCGGACAGCCUGGAGGAGAAAGCAGAGAGGGCAGAGUCUGGCUGUGAAAAGCUUUUCAAGGAGAACACCUUCAUCAUCAUCUUACAGUGGUUCAGAGGGCUCGCAGAGUUCAGUUUCAGCUUCUAAUGAGAUCCAGCAGAACCAGCCCCAGGCACUACACUAUGCACUAGCCAAUGCUCAGCAGGUUCAGAUCCACCAGAUAGGAGAAGAUGGACAAGUCCAAGUAGGCCAUCUCCACAUAGCCCAAGUUCCUCAGGGGGAGCAAGUUCAAAUCACACAGGACAGUGAGGGAAACCUGCAGAUACAUCAAGUUCACGUGGGUCAAGAUGGGCAGGUGUUGCAGGGGGCUCAGCUGAUAGCUGUUGCUUCUGCUGAGCCUGCCUCGGGGGGUGUGGAUGGAUCCCCCCUCCAAGGGAGUGACAUCCAAGUCCAGUAUGUGCAGCUGACACCAGUGACAGACCACUCUGCAACUAACCAAGGCACUGACACCCUCCCAUCAGGGAUCCAGCCAGAGAUGCAGAUAGAACACGGAGCCAUCCAGAUUCAAUAAGAGAAUGGGGAAACCUCUGUCAGCCCAGGUGCCAGGCUCAGAAGUUAAGUGCUGUAGUGUUUGUGCAACACCAGGAGGAUGGACAUGUCUGUCAGACUCGUGGUCACACCUCAGGCAUCUGCAAACAGCAGAGUCCUGAGGAGCUGGUUGUCCUCACUGGGAAUAAAUCCAUCCCCUUCCCUGAAAUUGGAGCUGCAGCACGACAGGAGCUGAGGAGCUGGCCUUCAGAAAACAAAAAAAAAUGGGGCCUGCCCUUAGAUACAGUUACAGCAGGGAAAAAAAAUGAAAAAAAGAAAAAAAAAAAAAAAAGAGGGAAAGAAAUUUAAUGAAUCAAAACUGUGAGACUCAAUGUUUCAUCCUUGUUCAUUUCUUCUGUGAAAUACACCAUUUGAAUGUCUGCAGAUAUCUUAGGAAGUGUAUUGCUGCUCUGCAAUACUUACCACAUAUAGAAGAUCAAGAGCUCAAAUAUUUUUCACUGUUUCAACAGCUUUUUUUUUAUUUGCUAUGGUGUUUUUAACAAAAAUGGAAAAUAUUUAAAAAAAGAAAAUCCCAUAACUGCAAGUAUUAGACUUUUGCUGGUGUUUUCUGUUCAGUGUAAUGAAAAAUGUAUUUGCAGAAGAUUAACAAUUUUGUUUGUACUGUUGCUUAACUACUUUUCUAGGGGAAAAUGCUUUUAAAUGCUGUAAUUAUGCAUUUCUAAUGAAAAAUAAAUGUGUAUUUAUGAAUAGUGCA
This is a messenger RNA of Calypte anna (Anna's hummingbird), 2418 nucleotides long. It is a transcript of the gene BANP, whose product is annotated as BTG3 associated nuclear protein. The transcript is spliced from 13 exons. Gene Ontology annotation, biological process: negative regulation of protein catabolic process; protein localization to nucleus. Gene Ontology annotation, molecular function: DNA binding. The coding region runs from base 160 to 1686 and encodes 508 amino acids. Lineage: Eukaryota; Metazoa; Chordata; Aves; Apodiformes; Trochilidae. The record is from RefSeq and is a predicted model, not a curated record.